Molecule: messenger RNA, 950 nt
Organism: Plutella xylostella (diamondback moth)
Lineage: Eukaryota; Metazoa; Arthropoda; Insecta; Lepidoptera; Plutellidae
Gene: RpL7
Product: ribosomal protein L7
Biological process (GO): maturation of LSU-rRNA from tricistronic rRNA transcript (SSU-rRNA, 5.8S rRNA, LSU-rRNA)
Cellular component (GO): cytosolic large ribosomal subunit
Molecular function (GO): RNA binding; structural constituent of ribosome
Source: RefSeq, a predicted model, not a curated record
GAUAGUUCCAUUGCCACAAAAUAUGAUGCAAAAAAAAUGUUAGUGUGACCAGCAUAAAAAAAUCUGUUCAAAAUGGCAGCCACCGGAUGUCAAUUUUUCUUGUCUUUCUUUUGAUAACUUGACACACGUGCCGCGUGGAGUUUUGCCCCGCAGCACAAUGGUUGCCACUACAGCGAAGAAGCCCGUGAAGGGUAAGGAGGACAGCAAGAAGCUGCCCGCAGUCCCCGAGUCAGUGCUCAAGCACCGCAAGAGGAGGGAGGCUCUCCGCACCAGACGCGUUCAGGUCACCCUCAAGAGGCGCACAGCAGCACUCAAGAAGAGGAAAACUAUCUUCAAGAGGGCCGAGGCUUACGUCAAGGAAUACCGCAUCAGGGAGCGAGAUGAGAUCAGGCUAGCCAGACAAGCACGCAACAACGGUAACUACUAUGUUCCCGGAGAAGCCAAAUUGGCCUUUGUCAUCCGUAUCCGUGGUAUCAACCAGGUCUCACCUAAGGUCCGCAAAGUGCUGCAGCUGUUCCGCCUGCGGCAGAUCAACAACGGCGUGUUCGUGCGCCUCAACAAGGCCACCGUCAACAUGAUGCGUAUUGCCGAGCCCUACAUCACGUGGGGAUACCCUAACCUGAAGAGCGUGCGCGAGCUGGUCUACAAGCGCGGAUUCGCCAAGGUGAAGGGGCAGCGCGUGCCGAUCACCUCCAACACCAUCGUGGAGGACAAGCUCGGCAACAAGGACAUCAUCUGUGUGGAGGACCUCAUUCACGAGAUCUUCACCGUCGGGGACAAGUUCAAGUACGCCAGCAACUUCCUGUGGCCGUUCAAGCUGAACAACCCCACCGGCGGCUGGCGCAAGAAGACGAUCCACUACGUGGACGGAGGAGACUUCGGGAACCGCGAGGACAAGAUCAACGAGCUCCUCAGAAGGAUGGUUUAAGAAUAAAUAGAGUUAAUACCUA